Molecule: messenger RNA, 14066 nt
Organism: Lymnaea stagnalis (great pond snail)
Lineage: Eukaryota; Metazoa; Mollusca; Gastropoda; Lymnaeidae
Source: the annotation of a GenBank genome assembly
GAGCUACACCUAUGGAUCUCUCUGUACCUGCUCAAUCAAGUGGACAAUCCAACUUAAAUCUCCAUCUGUCUGUAUCGCCAUCAACUGCUGUCAGUCAGAUUGGUAUCAAUUCAUCCCCUAACUCUGUAGCUGGUUACCAACUCCGUCCUCAACUCAACUUAACCGCUUUUGGGUUCCAACUUCCAAUUGCAAAUGGAGCUGUUGCACUUCCUGUGCCUGGGGGGUCAUCAUCCCAGGUACACAAUGAUUUAGCUUCACUAUGGACACAUGGACUUCUAGAUAUUGUUAUAAAAAUUUAUGCAAGAGUUAUCCUUAUUUUAACUUAAAAUUUAAAUUUAACAAAACUGUUAUGAUUGCCAACAUAGUUACAUAUACAUAUUUUUGUUGAGCUUCAAUCUUUAUAAUCUAAAUAAUGAUAAAAUUCUUUAUCGUUAUAACUAAACAAGCUUAUAAAGUAUGUUUUGGAUUUAGAUUAUCUAAUAAAUGAAAUGUUACUCUUCACAAACUUUUUUUUUGUAUAAUUACAUUUAUUUAAAAAAUUAUUUCCUGAUUUAUGUAUUUUUAAUCUCACAGCCAGCUAAUAUGGUUCCUCAAAGCAUUCAAGUGGCUAGAGGAGGCAUACCACUUGUUGGCACAGGCAUAGGAUCAGGACAGCUGACCUUCCACCCAAGGGUACAGCCACAUCCAGCAUUUCCCCAGACAAUACCAAUGGCUACAGCAAUGCAACUAACUCUUCAGCGUUUGCCAACAAAAGGUUAAUUUCCUAAUUGGGUUGAAACUUUUUUUUACUGAUUGUGACUUUUAACUUAGUUUAUCUAACUGUUUAUUUUAGAGGCCUGUCUGUUACUUUUGUCAGUGGAAAAAAGUAUAUUCAUACUUAAUGUUAUUGUCAGCUUAAAGAGUGAAUGUGGAAAAUAAAUAAAUAACACAACCACAUUCAUAAUUUCCUGCAUUGAUUUUUUUCUCAGUUUCUUAUCUGCUCAAUUAUUUCCAAGCUGAUAGAGUGUGCCUUGGUUUUGGCAAAAUGAAAAUGCAGAAAUAAUUAUUUUUACAGGUCCACAAAUAGCUGUUCAAAGAAUCCCUACAAACUCUGUGGUCCCUUUAUCAAACCACCAGAUUCAGAAAUCACCCAGCCCAGGAAAAGGAUCCCAUAGACAAAACAUGGGCCACUCAAAGCAUAUAGUAACUCAGAAUCAACAAGCUUCAUCUUUAAAUGUAUCCAAUAACCAACAGUUAGGGCAUAGAAUUCAUAAUGGUCAACAGAUUCAAAGGGCUGUCACUCCUUUAGUUUCUCAACAAAUAUCUGGAGCCACUCAGCCAAACUUUAUUCAGUGCUUACCAAACCCGGGGCUAGUAACCCAGAACUCAUCAGGUAAUGGACACUUGCAGUUACAGUCAAGUCAGACUGCAGGAGGCAGCCUUCGUGCAUCAUCACCUAUGGGGACUGCUACCAUUGUUGGAUCUCCUCAAAUCAGCACUGCCACCAUCUUGGCUGGACAACAUAUCUCAAUACAACCCCGGCCCUCUGUGGCAACUUUUAUCUCUAGUGCUCCUACAGGGUUAACAUUAACUGUCACCUCCAUUGCCCCUAGCCCUGUUACCCUGCAGACAUCAACUUCAUCGAAUUCAUCCCAGAUCUUAUCUUUAACUCAGAACCAACAUACUCAGCAGCUCUUAAGACCUGUGUCUGGCAUUUCUCAAGCCCAGGCACUGCGUGCUGGAAUCCCUGUAGUUCUUCCAAGAGGGCCUUCUUCUGCAAGACAACUUCCUAAAAGUCAACCUUAUUCUCGAAUAGCCCAGAAACCUGUAGUGUCAACGCUCAGCGGCAGUGGAGGACAGGUGAUGAUGACAAUCCCUCCAUUAGUUGGUUCUGUUAUCAAAGGACAAAUUGUGGUAAGUCUCUGGUAAUAACUCACAACCUUAUUGAGGAUAUUUUAGUUUCUUUUUUUUUUGAAAACUUUGGAACAGUUUAUGCAAUCUGUCUUGCACUUUAAAUACGAUUCCCAAUAGCUGCUUGUUCCCGGUUUGUCUCUGUUGAAAGAUAACUUUCAGUAAUAAUCCAUUUCAAUUUGGAACGCCCUUCCUGUUGAUUUCAGAAACAAUCAGACACUGGAGUCCUUUAAAACCGAUUUAAAGACACAUCUAUUUCGCAAACACCUUCUGGGAUGAUUGUCAACCUUAUUUUCCAGUUAAUGCAUAAUGGCUGUGUUGCUUAUGGUUGAAAUGGCUAGAAAGACUUUGCCAUUGUAUGCUUGUAAUUAGUUUUUGUAGAGUUGCGUUUGUUUUAAAUGUGGUAAAUUAUAGGUUUUUUGUUAUUUUUGUUGUUGACUUUGUACCGCGCUUCGAGCCUUUGGGGAUGAAGCGUGUUUUUGAAAUGAACUUUAUUAUUAUUAAUUACAUCUAUCCGACAAUAAGACAAUUUUCUUCUUAUCUACUGUGGGGCCAGCAAUUUUCAUCACUGCAACAUACUAUCGCACUGGUUUAUAUGUGCAUAACAAUUUUUGAUUUAAAUGAAUAAAAACCAAGUCAAAAAUAAAGAUCUGUGGACACUCAUAACCAGUUGAGGGUGCAUGGUUAAAAUCCUAGAUUGAAAUUAUAUAAUCCAAAUCAGCAAUAAAAAAUUUUAAAAAGAUAAGUUCCUUUCCAAAAAGCACAUUUUUAAAAACUUUGAGUGGUGUUUUGCAAAACUAACAAUUAGUUCUAGUCUGUUGCAAGAUAAAAAAGGUUGAAAAAAAACCUUCUCUAGUCUAAUAAAAAUUUACUCUAUGCUGAUUCUUGAAAAAGUCAGUGCUUUAUUUUAAAUAUCAUUAAAAAAAAUGACAAGUUACUUGAUAAAGUAUAUAAUCUCAUAGUUAAUCCACAUGUUUUUCUGUGUAAUUCACAUCACCAGGAAUGUUAAAAUCCUUAUAAAGAUUGAGAAAAGAAAAUUUUCUGCAAAAAAAAUUUGCUAACUGCAACCUGUUUAAUACUGUAUCUAAGUGAUGUUACAAAAUGAAAACUGCUUUCUUAUGACUAGACUGCUCAACCUCAGAGCCCCAUGAAAGACAUUAACAGUCAGACAGCUGUGACAGGCCAUUCAGCUGCAGGGAUAGUGGCCACAACUGUACUGACCACUACAGUCAACAGCGUGACAACAAGUGUCACAUCCUCUGUGUCAGCUCCCAUAUCAACCGUGGCUGUCACUGCAUCCAAUUCAUCUGAAAAUGUAAAUGGCUUUCUUUUUUUUCUUUUUUAAAUUAACAUUUAGGCUUACCAACAACACUGUUGUCUUUAAUCAGACAUUUAUUUAUCUCCCCCUGCAUAAUUCCCAACUUUUUUUUACCUUUCUUUUCUAAUUCUCUGUACAUCUCCAAUAUUUCAUUGCUUACCUUAUUACUAGAGAAGCUUUAGGGUGCCAUUAGGUCAAUAUAUUCUCAAUUUUUUAAAACAACAAUCUUUGAAUCUUUUGUUGUAUGCUUUCAUCACCAUGCUAGAUAUUUUAUCAGAUAGUCUGAUUAAUUUUGAUACUAUUUUAUAAUAAUUUGUUCACUCUUAAUAUCAGCGUUUAUAUUUAUAGUUCACCAUGCCUUAUAACAAUAAUUAAUUUAAUGGGUAAAAGAGUUUUUUAUUAGACUAGUUUAAAUUAAGUAAAAUUCCAUUGUUAGGUUGUUUUUUAAGAUGCAAUAGAAAAUAUGUUGGUUGUCAACUUUUUAUAAGAAAGUGUAUAAAGAUUUAUUAUAUUUUAACAACAUUUUACUCAAUAAAUCAUUAAACAGCCAUCUGAUUUUCAGAGUUCAGAAGAAGUUGUUAAGCCUACCGUUAGAAUGCAUCCAGUGCCUGUAACACCUGACAAUAAAAACAACCCCACUGACACUGUCCCUAGCAUACAGCAUACAGCUGCUCUCACUACUUCAGUAGCAUUCAAGGAGCAGCAGUCUGAAAUUACGAAUGACAAACAAUGCCCUAAUAGUGUGACUAAUAGUGACAGUUCUGUUGUAGAAAAGACUGAGUCAGGAUUAGAUUUGGUAACUGCAAAUUCAAACCAAAUUGACAUGGUUUCUGCUGUUGAUCAUCAGGUGAUUAUUUCUUAGUAAUAGUAUUAAAAAUAAUUUUACACUGCUAGACAUAUGGAUAGAAAAAAGGUGGUUAGCUGGGAGAUCAUUUUGUGUGGCUAUUGUGUGUGAAUAUUUUUGUUAAUAAUGGACAGUGAAUAGAAAUUGAUUUUUAUCGAAUAAAUAUAUUUAUUUGCCAAAAAUUGUUACUGGAUGGAAUAUAUGUAAAAUGUAUGAUGAAAAGUGUAAUAAAAAAUCUUUUUUUAGAAAAAAAAAUUAAUAGAAAUGUCAUAAGUGCUUUGGAUAAAACAUUGAUGUGUUAUUUUAAAAAUUCAUUCAAUUGGAAAUAAAUUAGAUAUUUAUUACAAUUUCAGAUAUCUGAAGUAACAUCCGGGUCAUUAAAAAAUGAAGCUCGACCCAUUUCAUUAUGUGAUACUCUUCAGACUUCAUUAGCUACUAAUAUAGGUAAUGAAGUAUCAUCUCUUGCCUGUUCCUCAACAAGUAAUGGAUCAGAGUCAGUUUUGUCAACAGAUGUCAUUGCACUGCACAGCUCUAAUGAUGAAAUUAAAGAGCAUGUCAUAACUGAGUCCAAAGAGAGUAAGCUUAAGCUUAUGCCAUUAACUCUUUUGUCUUUUUUUACAUGAUUUUAUUUAGCUUGUGAUUUUUUUGUCUGGAUCAAGUCUUGCAUCUUAAUUUUGACCCACUUCCUCAAGUCCAACUAAGCUAAAACUUUGUACACUUAGACUAAAAUAAAUUACAAAAUAAAACCCCAAAUGAGAAUAAAACUCUUCAUGAUCAGUGGAUCACCAGUGAUGUCAACUGACCCUUGAGUGACCUCUGCAUGUCAAAUCUUGCAUCUCACUUUUGAACCACUUCCUCAUAACGAAUUGAGCUGAAACUUUGUACACUUUGACUAAAAAUUUACAAAAUAAAACAAUGUAAAUAAAUCUUCUUUUUUUAAAAAUACUUUUCCAAAAAUGUACUAAAAGAGUAUAUAAUAAACGACUCCCAAACUUCAGAGUUUUUACAGUCAUAUUAAUAAUAAAAAAAAGAGUGAGGCGCCCAAAUAAUGCCAUGAUAUCAUAUGACAUUUUCUUAUGUUGCUUUGUCCAGUUGUUAAUUUAUGUAUGGUCAAAUCCUGCAUCUCAAUUUUGAUCUACUUCCUGAUCUCCCAUUGAGCUGAAACGAUGAACAUUGAGGUUCAUCAAACUUAGUGACAACACUUUAUUAACUUGUUGGGAUUUAUAUAAACCUGAGAAGCCAUAACACUUAUUUAACUUUUGUAAUUUAGGUAAGCCUGAGACAGCUAUGAGCCCAGAUAAUCAGGGUGUUAUACUCACAGAAGGUUUCAUUGACUCAAACCUCUUGGAAUGGACUGAUGGUGUGGGCAUGUUGCCAGGGACUGACAUGAAAGUAAAUCUUUUCUAUAAACUCUGUAGUUAAAGAUCUUACUAUAUUUUCUUCAUUCAAAAAAAGGUUCAUGUUACAAUUAUCUAGGCUUAUUUUAAAUUUAAAAGUUUAAAAAUGAAAUUUACUUUUUGAAAGCUUUAUCAAAUAUGUUUUAUUUAACUCAGACACGUAUUGAUUUAAAAGUUAUUGAACAUAACUUAAUAUUUCAUUUGUUUUUGCAUUUUCAUUUUAGUUCAAAAUAAAUGAGUUUGGUGACCUUGAGUUAGUUGAUGAUGGCAUGGGCACGCAACCUGUCAAGUUACAGAGCACUGAAAGUAAUGGCCCUUUGACCAGCAGUCCUAAGGAGGAAAUGACUGAUGGCAGUGAUGCUAAAACUUCUGGUCAUUAUUUGUUUUAUAACUUUAUUUUCUGACGGUUUACUUGUCCAUAUGCAAUAUAAAUAAAAUGUGUUAAUUUUAAAUAUGUUUUAGUAUAUAAAGAUAAUGUUUUCUUUAGAUGUUUAAAAAAAAAUCCCACAUGUGAGAAAUCUAUGUCAAGUUAAUUUUAUUUUCUCUCAUUAAACAGUAAAAAAUUUCCAUUCUUUUGCAAAACUUUAUUCAUGUUUUAUUACGGUAAGAAUUGUUUGAUGCUCCAAUAACAGGAUUUGAAACUUUGAUAGGGGCACUACUUUACAGUAAAGUUUGGUCCUUUGGCCAAAAAGAUAUUGGAUAUGUGUUGUAAUUAAACAAUUAAAAAUCUCAUAUACUAUUUAUUUUGAAAGGAUUAUUUUGAGAAGCCUAUAGUUUUAAACUAUUAUUUUCUUGUGCAGUGACUGAUCCUGCAGAGUUAUCAGAACAUGAAGGAGAUCCCAUCUGUUGUUGUGUUUACUGUGGUCGCUAUGGUUACAAAAGUAACUUCAGAACGUCAGGCAGAUUUUGUUCACAGACAUGCGCAGGGAAGUAAGUUAAUUGAAUACCAUUUAUUUCAACUGUUAAAAGGUUUUGAAAGGUGCUUUAGAAAUCUCAAUAAAUGAGAUAAUAUUUAGCUACCUUUUUCCUUGGUCAAGCUGAUCCUUAAGCCUUUUACUGUCAUCAACACUGCUGGCUUUUUAAAAUUUCUUUAAGAAUUAAAGAUGAUGGAAAUAAAAAAAAAGAAUGAGAAUAUUAAUCUCCUCUUAAUUUUCCCUAGAAAAAAUCUCCACAGAAAACAAAUGAUAAUGUCUCGAAUGAUGAUGGGAAUGAAGAACAAGAAAAAGAAAUUGAUUAUGUCAGGAGAGAUGAAGACUAUUGCCAGGGAAGACGUUGAUGGAGCAGGUCAGAUUUGAAAUUUAUUCAAAUCUAUAUUUUUUUAAUGUAAUCUAGUUUUGAUGCACAUCCUAUGUAUUUUCAGUGAGGUUCUGAGACUUUUUUUUUAUACAUUACUAUUUUCUUCUAAUAUUACAUUUUUUUUAAACAUUCUCAUUUUUAUUUUCAUAUUUUUAUUUUUUUUAAAAAAUGCAUUAUUAAAGUAACAUGUUGCAGUGGCAGCUAGCCUUAAACUUGGAUAACUCAUUUAGCUUUUUGUAUUUGGGGGCUCAAAAAAAAAAAUUCAAUUUUAGAUGUUAAAAGACCUAUAAGUGUCAUAUUUUUCUUUACCUUUAUUUCAUUUGCUCUUGGGGACUAACAGAAACUGAUUUGUUUCCCUUUAUUUCAGUGGGUAAUGGGAAUGAUAAAAAACUGCUGAGCUUUGACUGGGAUCUGUACCUAGCUGAGACUGGCUCAAUAGGAGCACCAAAAAGACUCUUCAGAGAGGUAUGAUUACAAUUUCUGUUAAAUUCUUCUGACAGUCCUUAUUGUAACUAUUCACUCUGUUGUUGUGGGGAACACAGAGAUGAUAGUUAGCUAAAUUUAUAUAUUAUUCAACUGUUACUGCCACUUUUACAAAAAUGAAUUCACAAGUCCACACUAUGCACUUUAUUGAAACUGUAUUCACAUAAUAAAUAAUAAUAAUAUCACCUACAGCCCAGGAUAUAUAUAUACACUUUCACUUCUUAUAUUGAAUAGUUAAAUGUAAAUUAUACAUCCACCUCUGCUCUCGUCCUCACACUUAUUUCACAAUUUAUGAAAUAGAGGAAUCACAUACGACUUCACUAUAUGGCGGCCUUUACCCUUAUCAUUUAUAUCAAUACAUUUGUGUGACUCAAUUGAUUUUAUCCAAUAUCAAAUCAGCAUGUACAAAGUCAUAUUGUUAUACUUAUCAUUUAUAAUUUCGUCUCGGCGGUUCUUGUUAAGUCCAUUAUUUAAAACAAAAUUUAAAAAGAGAUUGUGAGUCUUUUAAGGAAAUUGUUCUGUUAAGUAGUACUAUCUUUAAAAUAGCUAAUUUCACACUCAUAAAUGCAAGGAAAUCCUAUGGUUUUAGAUGAUCUCGAAUUCAAAUACAAUUUAUCAAUUAACAUUUGUACAACUAUUGAAAAUAUUGAAUGCCUUUUUUAGCCCUUCCCUAGCAGUCGUAAUGGAUUCCGAUUAGGUAUGAGACUAGAGGGAGUAGACCCAAAACAUCAAUCUCUCUUGUGUGUGCUCAGUGUUGCAGAAAUUCAGGGAUACAGGUAAAUGCUAAUGAUGUUUAAAUUUGGGUUGUUUUUCUUUUAAAUUAUUUCUCAUACUUUUGUAUAUGACAUGAUUUUUUAAAGCGUAUUAGAUUUAUCAGGCUGCAUAAAGAUCAGAUCUUUUGUUAUAUUAUGAUGCCCAUGAAUGAUCACUAUUUGUUCUAAUGUAAAGUAUUUCCAUUCACUCUUUUUGAGCUCAUGUAUUUAAACAUUACAUGAACAGAUUAAAAAAUUGCCUCUUUCUUCCGACAGGCUAAGGCUCCAUUUUGAUGGCUACUCUGAAUGUUAUGAUUUUUGGGUUAAUGCUGACUCACCAUUUAUAUUUCCUGUUGGUUGGGCAGAGAAGAAUGGCAAACUGUUGCAGCCACCUAAAAGUAAACCUUUUUUUAAGUUAAAAUCUUUGUUUACUUUGUUGUGUUUUCAAUGUUGACAUGGAUAAAAAGUUUGAAAAUGUGGGAUAAAGAUGCAUAAUAAAACCCCAAAAUUUGUAGACCCAAAUGCUUUCUAAGGAUAUCUCCUACAUUUUAAAAUAUUCUUUGAUAUUUAACCAGCAGUAGUUAAGUACACCCAUCAUCCACCACCCCCAUAACUACAAUGAUGUCUAAAAUGUGCAAUUUUUUUAAUUAACAGAUAUCACUCCUGAGGAAUUUAAUUGGACAAACUACUUGAAACAAAUCAGAGCAGUCGCUGCACCAAAACACUUGUUUCUUAAUCAGCCUACUUCAGUAAGUUUGCUUUGUAAACUAUCUCAUACUUUGAAGAUGAAAAUGUCAGGUUUACAUUGAUAAAUACAUAAGGAAAGAUUACUUAUGUUAUAAUUUGGUUUAUUCUGUCUAAUCUUUAAGUUAAACAAUCUUAAUAAAUUAUUUUCUGUUUUGGUUUAGGUAACUCCAUCAGCUUUUCGUGUUGGAAUGAAACUGGAGGCAGUAGAUAAGAAAAACUCCAGCCUUGUUUGUGUGGCCUCAGUAGCUGAUACACUAGGAGAUAGAAUCCUAAUUCACUUCGAUGGUUGGGAAGAUGCCUACGACUAUUGGUGUGAUAUUACCUCCCCUUCCAUUCACCCUGUAGGCUGGUGCAAGGCUAAUGGCCACUCCCUGUCUCCUCCACCUGGUGAGUCACAUUUAGGGAAAGUCCUGGCCUAGUAACUCAGACUUAUACACUGCAGGAGAGCAUUGGCACAUUUUUUUUUCAAUUUCAGAAUUACGCCAAUGACACAAUGUUAACAUGAAUUUAAUUUAUUUUUAAAAAUUUGUCAAAUAUAAUUGAAGGUAUAACUUAUGUGCAGAAUUUAUAAAGUAACCGCAUUAUUUUCAUUAUAAUAUUGAUAAUCAAAGUCAUAUACUUUAUAGCAGGUUUGAACAAGAACUGUCCUUAUAUUAAAUUUUUAUAACAAAAUUGUAUUUUUGUAAUGUGUUAUUUCUAGAUUAUGGUGAUGGUGCCAAUUUUACCUGGGACAGUUACCUAGCAGACACAAAAUCUACAGCUGUUCCUUCUAGAGCCUUUAAAACAGUGGGUCUUAAUUUAAAUCUACAUUUAUUGUUUGUAAUCCUAAGGCCUAAUGCUCCUUUAAAUGAUGAUACAAAUGAAUAAAUAACUUGAAUAAAAAUUAUAUAACUUUUUAAAAUCUUUUUAAAAAUGUGAUUUUGAUCAUUUCUCCUUUUUGUUUUUUCAUUUUAUGUUAUUUUCUCUUAGUUGAGGUCCAGUUUUUUAUGACACGUUAUUCCGAUUUCUAUUUCCAGCGUGGAUUUGUGGGCUUUGAGAAGGGCAUGAAAGUUGAAGUAGUUGACAAGCGUAAUUCCAUCUUGAUCAGAGUGGCCACAAUAGUUGAUGUCCAGGACUACAGACUGUUGAUUCACUUUGAUGGAUGGGACUCGAUCUAUGAUUAUUGGAUGGAUGAUGAUAGCUGGGAUAUUCAUCCACCUCACUGGUGCUCAAAAACAUUCCAUCCAUUACAGAGUCCUAUUGGUUUGUUUUUUUAUCUUUCAGUCAUGAAUAUGUCCCACAAAGCUAUUGACUGUCACAAAGCUUUGUCAAGGAUUGCCUUUAGAUUGCAAUUUUAAAGUGUUGCCUAAUUAACACUGUGUAUCCAAAAAAUUAGAUACACAAUGAAAAUAAGGUUCUGCUUCUUAUAACCAUCGGCCAUUAAACCCCUUACUGUGGUGUCUUGGCCCAUAUAAUCAGCCGCUAGCAAAAUCUUCAUUAAAAAUGCGAAUGAUUUAAUGUAUGUAUGUUAAGGGGAAAUCACUCUAUAUAAAUGAGGUUAUUUCCUAGUUAUGUAUCUAUGAGUAUGAACAUGCUUUUAUUAGGGCUUUUUUUGUGUGAUUAAUCGAGUGUUCAAUUUGCUAUAAAAAAAAAUUGACCGCCAUAACGUAUGAAUCAACUAAAAACAAAGAAUUUCUUUAUUGGAAUUAUUUCAAAUGGAUUAAAAUGAAAGCAAUGAUUUCAGCUAAAUCCACGUGCUAGUAAAUACAGUAUUAGCUCUAGCGUUGAUUGUGACAUAAGAAUCAGAUGUUGACAGUUUUAGCCCUAAGCUUAAUAUUAUUGUUACAGACAAAUUCGUUUGGGAAAGGGUGGAAAAUCAAACAGAAAAGACUAUAAUUGGAUCCCAGCGACCUAGACAAAAUUGAUGCAAAGACAUUUAUGUUUAUGCUUAUUCUGGGGCAUUUUGUAAUAAAACGUGGAUUUAAUAGCUUCAUUCAAAGGAAUUUUUUAACUCAUUUCGUGCUUUCCCCCUUCUAUUUUGUCUGACAGAAAUUUGAAGUUAGUGAAUGAAGAAAAUUCACCAAUAUUACAAUUUUCAAUAUAUGUACUUAUAACUUGAAAUUUUCUGAAAGAAUAUUGCUUCUAGUAUCUCAAAAACAUGACUUUAUGAUAGUUUGAACAAUUUAUGUAGUAUUAGGUUGGGUUGUAUUCAGAAGUUGAGGAGUAAAAAAAAGUUACUCACUCUUUAAAAUUCAAGGUCAAAAUCAACGUACAUAACAUAAAAACAAAUUCUUUUCAUACCAUAAGAUACCUUGCUCAAUGUACUUUCAGAAAAUGUAUACUUGUAAGGGUCUUUGAAUACAUUUAGUAUGGAAAUUUGUCAUUUUUGUGAAGCAUAUCAAAGUGUUAAAAAUGACUUGACACUAGAGAAAAAUGCACUGGACAGUUAUAGAGUUAAGGACUAUACUAUUCCAAGUGUUUCAAAUUUAUUAAAGUAAAAUGAAUCUCAGCAUUAUAAUUACACAUGAAAGAUACUUUCAUUUAUGUUUAUACAAACUUGGGUUUUUCCAAAUUAACAGACAAAAAAAGCCUUAAAAAUAAUGCAGACAGUGGCGGUUGUCCAACCAUUGGAUGCAAGGGAAUAGGUCACAUAAAAGGAGCCAAAUACACUGGACAUCACAGGUGAUUAUGGCAUUGGUGAUUAUAGAAUGAUCAGCGAGCAGUAAGAAAGCCUUAAAAAAAGAUGUAUUAGCACUUCUCUCGAUUUAAUGUCACAAUAUACACAAAGCUGUGUGAGGUAUGCUAAACUGUUAAAUAAGCUGAAAAGUUAUUUUUUUAAAAAUAACAACAAGAUUACUACAAAAUUGCUUCAAAUGCACUUCACAUUUUACCGUAUCUUUCACAUUGGAGUGCAUGUAAUUUAGCUUAAGAUCAUUGAAUGUAUCUGUAAAAUCAUUGAAUGUAUCUGUAAAAUUAAUGACUCUCAGAUAUGGCAGAAUUUAUAACAAGAAUUAAUGUAAGACAUUGACAUCUUUUGUUAACAGUGCAUUUGGUUGUCCUUAUUCUGAGCUAAACAUGAGUAAAGACACAGCCCUUACAGACAGACUUGGCUCAUCCCGUUCAGAAGAAGGAAUGGGUCCACAAACUAGACAUGAUUUGAAUGUUGACAUGAGGUAUUGGGCAUAAAGAUUCUUUUGAGGUUGACAUGAAAUAUUAGAGGGGGGGUAAGAGUUUUUAAUGUUGACUUAUGGUAUUGGACAUAAGAUAGUUUUAAUGUUAAUUAGGGGAAUAAAUAUCAUUUUAAUACUGACAAAUAAUUCAAAUAAAGAUCUUUUCUCAUUCAAGUUUUAUAAAUUCAUUUUUUUAAUAAAAUUGUCUAUUUUAGGAAAUGUCCAACAGCCGGAUGUGAUGGACUAGGUCAUGUGACUGGAAAGUUCACCUCACAUCACUGCUUGUCAGGCUGCCCCCUGGCUGAGAAAAAUCUUAUCAAGGUCAAACAGGAAACUGUUGUCGAACCUCGUCCUGUUGGUCGCCCUGGCAGAGGGAGAAAAAGGUAUUGUGGGAAGGUUUUAUUUUUACACUCUUGCUUUCUUUCACAUUUAUUUAAAAAUAGCUCUAAAUUGAUCAUACCACCUGUUAGCCGCCAAAUAUAUUGCUUGUCUUCAAUGCACAUCAUGACACGGUAUCCAGAAAUUUGAUGUGUAUUCAUGAUUCCUAACUAAUUUAUUCAGCACAUACUUCGUAAUGUUUAAAUAGACUGUUAAGUGCAUGUUUUUAUAUGAUCACUUACUUAUAAUUGACUCAUUGUGUUUCCUUCUUUCUUAGAAAAAUAUUUAGUACAUCCCACAUGCCUGGUGAAAAGGUUAUAAAGACAGAACCUGUAGAAGGUAAUCCCCCCUCCCCUCUCUCUGUCUCUCUCUCUUCCUCCCUCCCUCCCUCUCCCCCCAUCUUUUUUUUUUUUUCCCGAAAUUGUGACAAGUACUCUUAAGUUAUUAAAUUUUUUAAAGUCAAAUCGAUUAUGAAGUAUUCUAGAAGGUCAGAUAGGGAGGUAAUAUUAUGUAAACAUGAUCUCCCAAGAGAUCCAUGCAAACAAAUUCCCAGUAAUAUUGUUUAAAAAAAUCAAGACAUUUCCAUUUAUUGCUCCGGUCAAAUUAUUUAUAAUUAUCCAUUCACUUAAGGUUGAUAUGACCCAUCAAACAUCAUUAUGUGUCAGAAAAUUAAAAUUUGUCCAUAAUUUUUUUCAAAUCAAGCCAUGUGCCAUAUUUACUUUAGUUAACCUCUGAAUCAACAGAUCAAAGUGAUGAGAGGAGUUCCUUGCAUGCCAGCAUCCAUGAAUCAGUAUUCCAGACAUCAGCAAUGUCCCCUCCUCCAAGUGAUCAGCCCCUCUGUUGGGAACAGCAUGCUAAGCUUUUACCAGGGGUCAUGGAGCUGAACCACAAUCUGGUAUGCAACUGGUCUGUGGAUGAGGUUGCCGACUUUGUAUUCAAACUGACAGGACAAGAAGAACAAGCUCAGAAGUUCAAGGAUGAGGUUAGAUAUAGUUAAACUGUGCAUCCGACCAAAGAAAUAAAUCUCUUUAAAUGUACAACAAUGACUAAUUUAUGUGUUGCACAGGGUAACGGGUUACUAUUUGAAAAUCAGUAUUGAAAAUCAAGGUAGUGGUGACAUACUUAACAUCAAAUAGCAUAAUUCCUGUUAAGAGAGAGAAACUUUAGAACAUAUCCAAUUUCAUCCCCUUUGAAAUUCACAACACAUUUUUUUCCCUUGAUUAUGAAUUACCGUAUUUAUUGGCGUAUAACAUGCCCUGGCAUAUAACACGCACCUCAAUUUAAGAAGGAAAUUUCAGGAAAAAACUAAACAUUAUAUUGGCAUAUAACACUCACACAUGAUUUGCCCCCUAUUUUCGGGGAGAAAAAGUAAAUGUUAUAUGCCAAUAAAUACAGUAGUUGUUUGGUUUUUUUUUAGUUUAAAGAGGAUGAGUUUUAAUUAGCUGAAACAUAAAAUUCAGUUUAUGAAGACAGCAGUUUUUACAGACAAUAUUACUAAUAUAAAAAAAAAUGGCUUAUUACGUGUCAAAUUUUUGACUACUUCAUUUUCACAUGACUUACUAUUCAUAUUGACAUCACUGAAAUUUCACAGAAUAAUUUUUGCCGAAAAUGCGUCUUGGGAUAAAAGCUUAGUGAGAUAUUUUUUAACAUUUUUUUCAGCAAGUGGAUGGGGACUCAUUCUUACUUCUUCAGCAGAGUGAUCUUUUGAACUUCCUGAACAUCAAGCUAGGCCCAGCAAUCAAGAUAUUUAACAGUAUUCUUGUUUUUAAAGCUGCCAAUGAUUUUUAGUCCUAGAAUAAGUUCCAUUUCUUU